Penaeus chinensis is the source of this 708-nucleotide messenger RNA. It is a transcript of the gene Grx5, whose product is annotated as glutaredoxin-related protein 5, mitochondrial-like. The record is from RefSeq and is a predicted model, not a curated record. The transcript is spliced from 3 exons. The coding region runs from base 66 to 506 and encodes 146 amino acids. Lineage: Eukaryota; Metazoa; Arthropoda; Malacostraca; Decapoda; Penaeidae.
UGGCAGCAGACGACGUCCUCCAGGCGUAAACACUUUCCUGCCGAAGUUACAUCAUUACCUGCAUCAUGUUCUCGGCUGUAAAGUUCGCUAGGGCAGCUCGCCCAUCAGUAACUGGGUUUCUGAGAUAUUGCAGUGCACAAGUCGGAAGUAAAGAAUAUUUCGAUAAACUUGUGGAAAAAAACAAAGUUGUUGUGUUUAUGAAGGGAACUCCAGAUAUGCCUAGGUGUGGAUUCAGCAAUGCAGUUGUCCAAAUUAUGCGAAUGCAUGGUGUAAACUAUGAUGCUCACAAUGUGUUGGCAGAUGACAGUGUUCGACAAGGAAUUAAGGAAUAUUCAGACUGGCCAACAAUUCCACAAGUGUUCAUAAAUGGAGACUUUGUUGGUGGGUGUGAUAUCCUUCUACAAAUGCAUCAGAGCGGAGAGUUGAUUGAUGAGCUACAGAAAGUUGGGAUCACCUCAGCCUUAUUAGAGCAAGAAAUGGAAGAUGAUAAAGGAGAAAAGAAAUGAAACAUUGUGGAAUUACCAUACAAAAAAAGAAGAUUAGACUUGUAGAACUAUACUAUAAAAUCUUUGGGUACAAGGCUCGUCUUCAACAUUCUACUUCAUAGAAAAUAAUGUUUGAUAAUUCACUCUAUCACAAAAAGACUCAGUUACCUAAUGUAUACAUGUUUGUUAUUGUACAGAAUAUAAAUAAAUUGCUAUUCUCUUG